CCGCCGCCCGGCCCCCGCCCGGUUCGGCCCGGGCAGGAUGAUCAAGCUCUUCUCGCUGAAGCAGCAGAAGAAGGAGGAGGAAUCGGCGGGCGGCACCAAGGGCACCAGCAAAAAGGCCUCGGCCGCCCAGCUCCGCAUCCAGAAAGACAUCAACGAGCUGAACCUGCCCAAGACGUGCGAGAUCGACUUCUCCGACCAGGACGACCUGCUGCACUUCCGCCUCCUCAUCUGCCCCGACGAGGGCUUCUACAAGGGAGGGAAAUUCGUCUUCAGUUUUAAGGUCGGCCAGGGCUACCCCCACGACCCGCCGAAGGUGAAGUGCGAGACGAUGGUUUAUCACCCCAACAUCGACCUGGAGGGCAACGUCUGCCUCAACAUCCUCAGAGAGGACUGGAAGCCCGUCCUGACGAUAAACUCCAUCAUCUACGGCCUGCAGUACCUCUUCCUG
Molecule: messenger RNA, 448 nt
Organism: Gavia stellata (red-throated loon)
Lineage: Eukaryota; Metazoa; Chordata; Aves; Gaviiformes; Gaviidae
Gene: UBE2M
Product: ubiquitin conjugating enzyme E2 M
Exons: 5
Biological process (GO): protein neddylation
Cellular component (GO): nucleus
Molecular function (GO): NEDD8 transferase activity
Source: RefSeq, a predicted model, not a curated record